AUGCCGUCCAAGAAGAAGGCCAGUACGCAGGUCAACGCCGCGAAGCCACAACCAUUACACGACUCCUUGAAAAGUGCGCCUGCUCCUCCGCAGCCACACUCCAAAACCAACUCCAUUCCAGCCGCCACCACAUCAGUGAACGGCGAACACCCAGCCACAAAACAAGAUUCAGAUUCGAAAACCGGGGACACAACAGAAUCUGCUGGGGAGCCUGCACCCACUCCGGCCAUCAACCGGAAAAAGCAAAAGAGACGGGAGAAAGAGGCUGCAAAAAGAGCUGCGGAGCAGAAAUCGCCAAAUGGGAUUGCUCAUGCCAGUCCGACGGAGAACGGCCGACUGCCACCUAUAAAGCAAGGCCGAGGACCGGUCAAAGGGUAUUUUACUGAAGAGGCAGAUUAUGCUGAUCCGUCGCAACCUCCUUAUGCAGAUCUUGGAAGUCCCGAAGAAGCCUUCUACAGCGGUGAUGAGGACCCAAAUUAUGGUGAAGAGGCAGAUGCGGUUCCAGAUAGCUCGUGGCUUAAUACGAGCAAGCGGAAGAAAGUGAAAAACACCAAGAACCACCUGGCUGAUUCCGACCUGUCAAGGGCUUCCACCAUGCUUUCGAGAUCCCAUAUCCCACCCUUGUCGAAUGCAGCCAUACGAGCCUCGCACAAAUUGUCCAGCGAGCAAAUCUGGAACACUUCUACGCAGGCAGAGCGAGAAAACAUAAAGCAAUUUUGGUUGGAAUUGGGUGAAGAGGAGCGAAGAUCUCUGGUCAAGGUGGAGAAAGAGGCAGUCUUGCGCAAGAUGAAAGAGCAGCAAAAGCAUUCGUGCAGUUGUUCGGUAUGUGGUCGAAAGCGGACAGCGAUCGAGGAAGAACUCGAAGUUCUAUACGACGCCUAUUACGAGGAGCUCGAACAGUUCGCCAAUCACAACACCGAUUUGUCCAGCGUCCCGCAGAUGAUGGCACCUCCCCGGCCGCCGUUCAAACGCGUCGCACACCCUAUGGCGGGCUCAUAUCCCUCGCGAGGUCGCGUACACGAGAUCGACGAGGACGAGGAAGAUCUCGAUGACGAUGAGGAGUAUGACGAGGAAGAUGAGGAAGCAUACAGUGAAGAUGAAGAAGAGCUUGACAGCCACGGCCUUCCACCCGGCCCUCCUGAUUUCUUCCAGUUUGGCAAUAGCUUGACGGUCAAAGAUGGCAUACUCACAGUCGCCGACGAUCUGCUGAAGAACGAUGGGAAGCACUUCAUAGAUAUGAUGGAGCAACUGGCAGAGAGGCGCAUGCAACGUGAGGAAGAAAUUCGUUACCCUUCUUCUACAUUAGCUCAUCGUGGUAUCCAUGAAGGUCACAAUCAUCCUCCGAUAGAUGACGAUGAUGAUUAUGACGACGAGGAAGACGACGAGGAAGACGACAGUCAGGAAGAAGAAGAUUACGAGGGCGACGAAAUGGACUCCAUGACCGAAGAACAGCGAAUGGAGGAAGGUCGACGGAUGUUUCAGAUAUUCGCUGCUCGAAUGUUCGAGCAGCGUGUCUUGACAGCCUAUCGAGAGAAGGUAGCUGAGGAGCGCCAAAAGAAGUUGCUUGAAGAGCUUGACGAAGAAAGCCGUCUCGAUACGCAGCGUGAAGCAAAGAAGGCAAAGGAAGCUGCCAAGAGAAAGGAGAAGAAGCGACUACAGAAACUUGCCAAGGACGAGGAGAAGGCCAGAAAAGACGCCGAGAAAGCGGCCCAGGAAGCAGCGGCCCGAGAGGCCGAAGAGAGGAAGCUAGAAGAGCAACGCCGGCGAAAAGAGGAGCAGCGAAAGAAACGUGAGGCUGAAAAGAAAGCUGCUGAAGAAGAACGCAUUCGAAAGGAAACGGAGAAGCUGCGGAAACAGCAAGAACAGCGUGAAAGACAAGCCGAACUAGAACGCAAACAACGCGAGGCAAAAGAGCGAGAACGCCAGAAGCGCGAGGAUGCAAAGAAGAAGGAGCGUGAGGAACGAGAAGCCAAGGAUAAAGAAGCAAAGGAGCGCAAGACUAAGGAAGACCGAGAGAAGAAGGCCAAAGAAGAGCAGGCGAGAAAGGAUAAAGAGGCAACUGUGAAAGUGGACAGGGAGGUCAAGGAUCGUAUUGGCCAGCCUCCAACCACGAAGCAGCAGCCAGUCGCUCUGCCACCAGGUCUUCACCCCCCUUCUCGCGGUUCAGGUAUACAGUCGCCUCAUCUGCAAGUCGCUACUCCCAUCGUUCCUCCGAAGGUUCCUACUCCAGGUCGAAGCCGGCAAUCAUCACAGCCAGGACAGCACUCGCAUGCGUCUUCUCCGAGAUCGCAGAAGGCCAGUACCGAGGUUUCGCGGAGCUCUGCGUCUCCCGCAACCGCGGCAAUACUGCAGACGCCUGUUGCAGGGCAUCCAGUCAAGACGCCAGGCCAACCUCCAGUCCUCCAUCAUCCGCAGCCAUCAGCUCCAAGAUCCCCCCUGAACAGUCACGGGCGUGGUCAAUAUCCGUUCAAUGUGAAUGGACUGUCAGGGUUGGGCGUCAAUGGUCCACCUAUGGGCAGUCAAGGCAUGGGUCCGAACAUAAUGCCCCCAAUGCCGAUGUACCAGGGCCCUCCAAUGAACAGUCAGCCACGAUUCAUGCCGAAUGGGAUGCAGUAUCCUCCAGGAUUUCCAAGGCCGUUCCAACCCGGUCAGCAAAUGCCGUUUGUCCCGCAGCCCCAGAGUCAAGCGCCGCCGCCGCCCAUGGUCAAUGCCCCAGCGGUCUCGAAAGCGCCAGUGCAUUCCAGACAGCCAUCUAACGACAGCGGUGCGCAACCCGCUCCAAUCGCACGGCCAGGGCCGAUUGCUCGGCCAUCCAGCACGACACCGGACAAGCAAAAACCACAGAAACCGAGGGAGGCUGAGGUAGAGCAACUAACAGCACAGCUUGGCAGCAAGGCGCUAUUGGAUGAUUCGGAUGCACCUUUCCUGGAAAACCCCGACUCUCGAAUGAAUCUUCCCCCCUUGGGCCCUCCGGGCUCUACGAGAUUGUCCUUUGCGAGUAGCUUUCCUGAGCCAAAGCAAGAGUCCUUUGGGCUAGGGAGCCCUGGAUGGGGUAGUUUCAACCCUGCCAUGAACGCGGUACCGGGCUGGGCACCGCCAGGGCCACAGCGGCCUGGUCCUGGUUGGUCGCAGCCUCCUUUCGGCGCCAAUGGACCUUCAAUCGCGAGGUCACACCUUCCUCGGCCAGUCGCCGUGCGGAUCAUGCUCGUGCAGGCAUGUCGCCAGCUGACACAAAUCCCGGGAGCUAGCGCGGACGGCUAUCACCCUGUCCAGGCUGUUCUCCGACAACUCGAGGCCCUGAAGGCACCAGGAGAACCCCCGGUGUCGAUGGAUGAGAUGCUGGGCAUCUGCGACACCGAGGGCAACUCCCAAAACGGUGGGGGUUCUUUCGAGGUGAUAAUCGAUAAAGCACGGGGCCAGGUGAUCAAGUUCGUCGAGGAUACUGCCGGUCAGCCAAGAGGCAGUGUGGGCGAGAUCGGCAGUCCUGUCCUCGGGCACAGCCAACAUGUUCAGCCCAGUCCUUUCGGCGGCAUCGGCCCAAAUAGCUUCGGCCCCCCAGGCAGGAGUUUCUAG
Molecule: messenger RNA, 3573 nt
Organism: Capronia epimyces CBS 606.96
Lineage: Eukaryota; Fungi; Ascomycota; Eurotiomycetes; Chaetothyriales; Herpotrichiellaceae
Exons: 3
Coding region: 1-3573 (1190 amino acids)
Source: RefSeq, a predicted model, not a curated record